CGGGGCUAUAUGCUGAUGGUUCCCUUACAGCUGUGUGCAUUGCGCUUUCCCUUCCCCUUUCCCUCCUUCCACCUUUCUUCUCGUUGGUCGAGCUGAGCUCGCUGGAACCACUGGUUCUUGACUCGUUCUUCCGCUCGCUCGAAGCAGGCCUACCUGUCCUCUACAGUUCCUUCAAGUCAAGAGAACAGUCUUCCGCAUUUCCUCUUCCUCGCCCUCUUCCACGGCCAUCAGUAUUCUCUCAACCAACAGACGGGCACCAUGGGCAACUUAAUCUGGCACGAGUGGUCUCGCUAUGUCACCCUUACCGCCAGUGUUUAUGUUAUCUGGGCGAGCUUCUGGGGCUUUUGGUUCCGCAAAUUCUUCUGGGACUUCAUCGGCGGCACUUUGCGCGACCCUGGAGGACUCCAACCCGCCAACAAUGUUUCAUUCUUCAUUGAUAUAAUUGUGAAGGCGCCGAUCAUCCAGAUUCUAGCCAUGGCCUUUGGGAUGAUGAUGGUCGCUCUCGAAUAUCCUGCGCCAUUUUUGAAGGGAACCGCCAUCCAAAGAAGCUUCGUCGUCCGGAUUGUCGGAUUGAUAUUGCAGGCAUUUAUAGCAGUAUUAUUCUAUCAGACUCAUUUCGAAAUCAUCUCCUGCUUGCCGGACAGGUUCGAUAAGGCCCGUGAAUCGGGAGAUCUACUCUUCUUCCCGUCGACAGUGCACAAACACUCCGAGUUUGGUGUGGAGCUCGAAAUACGAUUGUGUCCUGCUUUGCAGAAGAAGCCUCAACUGCCCGCGCCGCACUUCGAUACCGCGGUCCAAUUGCAGCCUGAGAAGCCUGACCCGUUCGCUCCUCCGUAUGUCCCGAAUUUAUACCUGGGGGAGCUGCGGGAUGAACCGGAAGACGCCGAAUAUAUCAUCUUGCUUAACAAAUAUUCCGUGGUCCCCAACCAUUUUCUUCUGGUCACGAAGGACUACCAGUCUCAGACAUCACCGCUACGCCCCGGAGACCUGGUGCAAACGUACAAGCUACUCAUCGCUGCGCAAAGGACGGGUAGACGCUUCUUCGCAUUUUAUAAUUGCGGCAAUCUUAGUGGCGCCAGCCAGCCACAUAAACAUGUCCAGUUGAUUCCCCUGGAGGACGAUGGCCCUCCUGUUGAGAAACUCGCACGAGCCACGAAGGUGGAUUACCCAGACCGACCGUUCGCCCUGAACGAGCUGUCAUACGCUAAUCACGUCCGUCGAUUUCCUCCCAACCUCGCCUCGGCUACCAACGAAGCACUCGAGAGCGCGCUUGCGGAUGCGUUCCUCGCAUUACUGGAUCUGGUUAUCUCGACCGUGCGCCGAGACCCGGAUUAUCCCCCCGGGACGCCUUCCUUUAACGUCGUGCUCACCCUGGAGCAUAUGCAUCUUAUCCCGAGGAAGAAAGAUAACCACACGCUGAGCGAGACCGGCGAGCCGCUCAGUGUAAACGCCCUGGGCUUCGCUGGUAUGCUGCUUGUCAAAAGCGAGCAAGAACUUGAGGCUGUUAAGUCCGAAGGCGUCGGGAAUAUUCUGCGCGAUGUGGGGCUGGAAAGCGUGCACGAAUUGCUGCUGAAUGAAGACGCAGAGGGUGAAGGGGCAGGCACCGAGCGGGUGCAAUCAGACCUAUAAUAAAGACGAGACCGAUGUGCUUCGACCAAUGUCAGCGAUGAACACCAUCUGUCUAGU
Molecule: messenger RNA, 1686 nt
Organism: Postia placenta MAD-698-R-SB12
Lineage: Eukaryota; Fungi; Basidiomycota; Agaricomycetes; Polyporales; Adustoporiaceae
Exons: 9
Coding region: 259-1629 (456 amino acids)
Biological process (GO): nucleotide metabolic process
Molecular function (GO): ATP:ADP adenylyltransferase activity; ATP binding
Source: RefSeq, a predicted model, not a curated record